AUGUACAGUUCUCAGACGUUCGCUAAAUCGGGAGCUUCAACCUACAAUUCCUCUUUGGAGCUGCGCUUAAAUGCGCCAGAUGUGUCCGCCAUGAACUCCUGCUGUAUCUUCGCAUCGGGUUGUCUCAGUGCUUUAUGCGGGUUAUGCUUACACUAUCAUCCCACGUCAAUUACUGAAAAUUCUAAGGAAACGCUUUCAUUGUUUCCUCGGGUCACUGAACCACCGGUAGCUGUACUUAAUUGUGGCCUAUAG
Messenger RNA from Protopolystoma xenopodis, 252 nucleotides. The record is from the annotation of a GenBank genome assembly. NCBI's taxonomy places the organism in Eukaryota, Metazoa, Platyhelminthes, Monogenea, Polystomatidea, Polystomatidae.